Molecule: messenger RNA, 2130 nt
Organism: Sitodiplosis mosellana (orange wheat blossom midge)
Lineage: Eukaryota; Metazoa; Arthropoda; Insecta; Diptera; Cecidomyiidae
Product: acetylcholine receptor subunit alpha-like
Exons: 11
Coding region: 386-2107 (573 amino acids)
Biological process (GO): nervous system process; signal transduction; monoatomic ion transmembrane transport
Cellular component (GO): membrane; neuron projection; synapse
Molecular function (GO): transmembrane signaling receptor activity; extracellular ligand-gated monoatomic ion channel activity; neurotransmitter receptor activity
Source: RefSeq, a predicted model, not a curated record
GCAACCUUUGAUACCACAAAGAGGCUCUAUUGAAGAGCAAAAUUCAACUGGAUAUUUUGAUCAUUUUGACUGAUGGCAUUGAGAAAACAGAAGAGCAAGAUGAGACAUUCGCUUUAUGAUCAGGGCUUUUACAAACGAUUGCACGUCUGCGAUUAUGCUGAACCUUUGGACGAACGCGUUGCUACAUUCCCCGGACUUGAAAAGUUGAUAAUCGCUUUUUUCAGCUUCCAGACAAUUGAUUUAGUGUAAAGUGUAGGCACAGAACAUCCUUCGAUAACGAAAAAAAAAACUGAACAGCUUGUCUGCAGCAAUGUCCGAAUCGUUUGGCGAACAAUUGUUCAUUUAUUCAGUUUUAUCGUAGCAAUGAGCACAACACAGUAGAAAUAUGAAUUUCUACUUCAUUUUAUUGGCUAGUGUAUUUUUUAGCGGAAGUGAAGCAAAUAAAUUCAAUGUUACGUACACAGAGCUUCAAUUUUGCAAGGAAUACGAUGUGAAAGCUGGAUACAAAUAUUCGAGUUUCUUUCAUAUCGAUUCGCUUAAGCCGAAUCGAAAUCUUGCUGAUAAGGAUGACACAAUUUUGAAUUUACGGCUAUUUGUGUUAGCUACGAAAGAUGCACACAUUCUGCUAUCGCCAACGGAUCAAAUCAAAUCAUCACCCAUCUAUGAAAUUGUACUUGGAGCUGGAGGGAAUACGUUCAAUGAAAUACGGCGGCAACGCCAAAGUCAACCGCUUUCAACGAAACGACAAAGCAAUUUUCUAAGUUCAACAGAUGUGAUGCCCUUAACGGUUCGCAUAUUGAAAUCGGGAAAUAUUAGCAUUGCUAUCACUGGACAGCCACCAUUCAUUACAGCCUUUGAUCCAAAUGUGCUGGACAUCAAAUACAUUAGCUUCAGUACUUGGGGUACAGCCGAAGCGAAAUGGUUCUAUGAUUGUGAAAAUGAUUCGACUGGAGAUAUAUUAUCGCCCAUUAACCAGAAUUUGACAGACGUUCAGCGUUUGCUAAAUGAUUUACUAAAUGGAUAUGAUCCAAAUAUUGUUCCCAUCGAUUUGGGCACUGUUUUUUUGGACUUUGAUUUGGUGAAUGCCGAUUUCAAUUCGAAAAAAUCCUUUUUGACCUCACAUGGACGAUUUCGAGCGAAUUGGAUCGACCCAAAAAUGAGGUGGAAAAAAGGAGAAUACGGUGGUAAGUCACGGAUUCAUUUGGACAAAGUUGGACCCGCUGAUCUGAUAUGGACGCCACAGAUUCGAUUGUUAAACGGCAAAGACGACCACUUUGGAUCGAUACCAUUACUGUACACGGUGACGAUCUUUUCAAAUGGAAGUAUUUGGGCAGAAUCAAUGUCAACUACUUUUUCUACGUGGUGUCUGAAUUUGAAUCGAAAUUGGCCAUACGAAGCGGUUAGUUGUAACAUACAAAUACAGUUGGAUCAUUUCACAAGUGCGACGUUAAUUCCAUUGAAUAAGACAUUUUACAUCAUACCGAGGAGUUCAAGAUAUGAUUUUGAUGGGGGCGAAUGGCGUGUAAUUGAAACGAAAUCCAUAUCUUCAGUGCAAUCAAAUCCCAAUAUACCAUAUACGGUUGUGACAGCCGAUGGAUUAAGUAGCUCCAUAUCUACGCUAGAAAUAAAUGUUAUUCUCCAACGAAAUAGUUUGUUCUAUAAUCAACUCAUAUCAGUGCCUCUUAUUGGGGCCUUUUCAUUAGUUUUACUAUCAUUUUGGGUGGAACGAUUUCUUCGAAUCAUGUUGAAUGCUCUAAGUUUAUUCAUUUUGAUAGCAAUGCUCUUGAUACUUGCCGAUCAUGCGCCAAAUUAUUAUACACCAACUGUAGUCGUUUACUACACGUGUUCAUUGUAUGUGGUGUGGGCUUCGUUACUCACUUUUACCAUUCAUUGUUGGUUUAAAGAACGAAAACCAAAUAUUGAGCUGUUUACACAAAUCGCUUCAUCCACAUGGGUACAGUUGGUAUUUGGCCUGAGUUUUGACGAUACCUAUGAAUAUAAGGACUUCGAAGAGGAUGCCACCAAUGAUUUCUCCAAAGUCAUAGAUCGUUUCUUCUUUUUCAUUUUCUUAAUGAUAUUUUUUAUUUGUACUGCUGUCGGAUAUUAGAAUUAAACAAAAAUACAAUUCUG